Molecule: messenger RNA, 2055 nt
Organism: Maylandia zebra (zebra mbuna)
Lineage: Eukaryota; Metazoa; Chordata; Actinopteri; Cichliformes; Cichlidae
Gene: shtn2
Product: shootin 2
Biological process (GO): neuron projection morphogenesis; positive regulation of neuron migration
Cellular component (GO): axonal growth cone; cytoplasm; cell leading edge
Source: RefSeq, a predicted model, not a curated record
UUGUGUUUUUGUGUGUGUGCUGGAACGUGUAGCUCUUUUUUUUGUUUACUAAAGAGCGAAAAGUUGAAAGCAUUGCAGGAUGUGGGUACAAGAUGAGGAUGAGGACACUGCGGCUGCAGACUCGGAUGAAGAGUGUGCUUUCUCCUCUGAAGAUGAGGAAGACCUUCAGUGGCACAUCCUGGAGAAGCAGAGGGACGAAGCCAAUCACAGGCUGUCGGAGUUGGAGGAAGCUUCCAAUCAGCUCCUGAAAGAGAUCAACGUGCUGGAGAUCCAGUUCCAGAUAGAGCGCUCCUGCAGGGAGAGCGCUGAGGCACUGGCUCUCAAAGUGACCAAAGAGAACAAAGUCCUGAAGAGAAAGAGCCAGAUGUUGAUGCCACUCAUCGCUGAACUACCUGAAAACCUGCCUGAUGUGACCUUUGACCCUGCGGUUAAUGGUGACGAGGUGGAUGGUGACGAGGUGGAUGGUGACAAGGUGGAUGGUGCCGGAGGGAGCAGCAGCGAGGAGAUGCUGCUGCUUGAGAGUCAAGCCAAGAUCACAGAGCUGCAGGCGUCUGUUGACGGUCUGCUGGCUGAGAAGCUUAAACUGGAGCAACAAGUGGAGGAUCUGACCAGUGAGCAGACGCAGCUCAGAGAGCAGCUUGCUCUGGAGGUUGCAGAGAAGGAGGCCAUUCUGAGGAAACUGAACAAACAAAGCAAGACUGUAAAUAAACUCAAACGAGUGUCCCAGCUUGUCACCGAUGAGUUCACAGAAAUGUCUCAGAAGCUGGAGCUGGAGCAGGGCCUCCGGCAACACGCUGAAGUCUUAGCCACCCAGAUGAUCCUGGAGCAGAAGGCGGCCCAGGCCUCAGAGACAGACCUGAAAAUGCAGGUGCAGCUGGAGCAGGCACUGCAACAGAUAUCCCAACUUAGCACAGCCCUGUGUGACAUACAACUCUACUACCAGGACCGGUUAAAACAGAGCCAGAGUGCUGUGGAGGAGAGCAGUGCCCUCUCUGAGCUGCAGAACCUGAGAGAGCAGCUGGAGAAGAGCGAGGAGGAGAGGAAGACUUUAGAAACUCAGCUAUCUGACGCUAACAGCUUGGUCGCCCGGCUCCAGGAAGAAGUGAAAGAGUUACAACAGACACUCAACAGCGAUGAUAAAAGUGAUGAACCAGGAGAGAAAGCCAUUCCUGACUUCGUUCCACUGUCUCCUCUCCCUCCUCCGCCUCCUCCACCUCCUCCGCCUCCCACUACUGUUACCAACUUUAAGGAUUUCCUGAAGAGCAGGAAGAAACAUGGUGCCAAGGCUGCUGAUGAUUUAAACAAAGCAGCUCCCUUGUUGGACAUGAAGGCAAGAGCAGUGGAUGAAAUGAUGGAGAGAAUAAAGAAAGGCAUCGUCCUGAGACCUAUGAAGAGAAUACAGGAGGACGACAGUUCCUGGAAGGACCAGAAAAGUGACAACAGAAAGUCAGCCAUCCUGGAGUUGAAAGGAAUGCUGGACAACAUGAAGCGUCAGCACCUCCGCAGAGUGCCAUCCAGGAGGGGAACUGGCCGAAAUGUGGGCGAAGCAGAGCUCCUGAUGGUGCUCCAGAGGAGGAGGAGAGCAAUGGGAGACAAUCAGGAACCACCACCCUCAAAUCAACCACAGGAUGUCCAACCAGGUUUGCCGUGUGUUCCAGUGGCAGGCGACGCUCCCUGGGCAGGUGAGAGCGGCAGCGCCCCUGUGCUCCGGAGGCUGAAGCAGAACCGAGAGAAGAGAGACUCUCGCAUCAGAGCAUCAGCACUGUUCAUCAGUCACCAAGCCUGACAGCUGUGAGAGGAGGACAUGCUGGUUGCUAUUAUUAUUAUUAUUAUUAUUAUUAUUGUUAUUAUGAUACUGCAGGUUUAUAUGACAAUAGACCAAAGAUGAUUGAGCAAACUACGCAUGUUUGACUUUAAAAGAAUCCAUUUUAUCUUUACAUCUUUCGGUAUUUAAAUGCACUGCCUCCUUGAUGUCUUACAACAAACCAGCACUGCCUGACUUGCCUUGAAAAUUUUAAAUAAAAACUUUAGCUGUCAGCUCUCUAUCCGACAGCA